Elaeis guineensis (African oil palm) is the source of this 1145-nucleotide messenger RNA. RefSeq lists its product as uncharacterized. Lineage: Eukaryota; Viridiplantae; Streptophyta; Magnoliopsida; Arecales; Arecaceae. The record is from RefSeq and is a predicted model, not a curated record.
CUUCGUCCCCCUCAAAUCCUCCCCGCCGCUUGCCCCUCAAUCUAUCCGUCUCUCGUUUAUUUGGUGGUUUUGAUGUCGGAGUUCCCACCGAAUCCUGACGACGGCGAGCUCUGGCUGCCAUCGGAGAUCUUCCCGGACGUCGGCGUCUGCUGCCGCCACCACCGCCAGCCCGACGCCGCUGGUCUCUCCUACUUGGACGACCUUGCCGAGAAGCUCGCCGCCUUCGGCCUCCUCGAUCGCAGCCACCUUGUCCGACCCAUCUAUCACCCCUCCGACGGGUUUCGUUCUGGAAACGGAUCGGUUUCGCGGUUCGGGCCUUCGGUCGAGAGUGAGACCGGAGCGGGGAUGGUGUACGACGGGUUCCGCUCGCCGGCGGCUGCGACGCGGGUGCUUGACGCCAUCGCUGCCGGUUCGCGGCCGAUGUUUCCUUUUUCCCCGGCGAAGCCGUCUCAGGUGGAGGCUUUUGGGCAGGGGGGAAGUGGGGUUAUGGCGAGGCAGCAGCAGGUGCCGAUUCGAGGUCGGCGGUUCGUUCCGGUUCGGACCGGCGGAUCUGGGAGGGAGUCCGGAGGCACCGGCGUGUUUCUUCCUCGGGUGAGCGGUAACGAAGUCAUGCCUCCAACGAAGAAGAAAUCUAGUAGACAUCAAAAAUGGAGGAGAGCGACAGAGGCAGCCCACAAAGAAUGCGGCCAUGGGGAAGCGAGGAAUACCAUUUCAUCAGGCUCCUCCUCCUGAGAUGUGUUUGCCUCAUGACUGGACCUACUGAGGCCCCCAUUCCCCUCACCUAUCCCCUUUCUCGGUCGCUGUACCCCCUUCUUUCUGUUGCUGUUAAGAAAUAAGUACAAGGAAAGCAGAAGGGGUGGUCGGAGAUGGAUUCUGGGGAAGGAAAAACAAAAUAGAGAACAAAACGAGGUGGAAAUAACUAGCUUGGUCUGCAGCAAUGGUAGGAAAUAACGAGAUCAAAGAAAGCAGAACUGCAUUUUUUUUUCCCCUUUUUUUAAAGUCUUUCUUCGUUCUCUUUUGUCUCUUUAGUCCUCCUGGCUUGUUUGCCGUAGUGCUGUAUACAUAUAUUAAUUAAUUAAUAAUAAUCUAUUAAUAAGAAGCUUGGAUGUUUUAUUUGAAGAAUAAAAUUAUUGUUGCUUAAAUUU